This is a messenger RNA of Salvelinus sp. IW2-2015, 2041 nucleotides long. NCBI's taxonomy places the organism in Eukaryota, Metazoa, Chordata, Actinopteri, Salmoniformes, Salmonidae. The record is from RefSeq and is a predicted model, not a curated record.
AUGGUUCAGACUGAGUGGAUUGUGGCGGACACAGCAUGUUCGGGUCACCUGCCUGCGGUGCGUGUUUGGGAGGUGUGUGAGUUUCGGCAGGUGGCAGAGCUGCAGGAACAUAAGUAUGGCGUAUCCUGUGUGGCCUUCUCUCACAGUAAAUACAUCGUUAGCGUGGGUUAGCACGACAUGAUGGUCCACGUCUGGGCAUGGAAGAAGAACACAAUAAUUGCUGCUAACAAGGUGUCCAGUAAGGUGACAGCAGUGUCCUUCUCUGAGGAUAGCUCCUACUUUGUGACGGCAGGGAACAGACACGUCAAGUUCUGGUACCUGGACCACUCCAAAUCUAUCAAGGCCAGUACACCUGUACCUCUGCUGGGGCGCUCUGGGCUCCUGGGGGAGCUGAGGAACAACUUUUUUUGUGAUGUGGCGUGUGGGCGGGGCUCUAAGGCCGAAAGCACCUUCUGUAUCACCUCCUCCGGCCUGCUCUGUGAGUUCAACCCCAAGAGGAUGCUGGACAAGUGGGUGGACUUACGGGUGACAAUGUCAAUCUCUACCAGUGUGGCCAGGUCUCUGUGUGUGUCAGAGGAGCUGAUCUUCUGUGGCUGUGCUAAUGGGAUGGUGCGAGCCUUCAGCCCUGCUGACCUGGGGUUCAUCUGUACCCUGCCAAGACCACACCACCUUGGCACUGACGUGUCCAGCAUCACACAGGCCAGCCACCUGUUCUCCAACAAGAUGUCCGCCUGUUACCCUGACUCUGUGGCGGUGACCUAUGACCCGGCCAGUCAUUGGUUGAGCUGUGUGUAUAACGACCACAGCCUGUAUGUGUGGGAUGUCAGGGACCUCCACAGGGUAGGCAAGGUGCAUUCUGCCCUCUACCACGCCGCCUGUGUCUGGGACCUACAGAUGGUCCCGGAGGUCCCAGAGUCUGGCCUGUCUUCUGGAGAGUUCCUCAGCUGUUCAGCAGACAACACUGUCAGACUGUGGAGUACAGAGAGGCAGGGACACACACAUACGCAGAAUGUUCUCAGUAAGGACUUGUUGAAGGUGAUCUAUAUGGAUGAAAACACCACCGCCCUGGUGGAAACAGAGGGAAGUGUGUCUGCUAGCACAGAGAAGACAGACGGACAGACAGCAGAGACCAGGACAGGCAUUAGGACCAUCUGUGUCAGCCCCGAUGGGAAACACCUGGCGUCUGGAGACCGCAACGGGAUGCUGAGGGUUCAUGACCUCAGCAGUAUGACAGAGAUUCAGAAGGUGGAGGCCCAUGACUCAGAGAUCCUGUGUCUGGAAUACUCUAAACCAGAGACGGGUCUGAAGCUGUUAGCCACCGCUAGCCGCGACCGUCUGAUCCACGUCCUGGAUGCUGAGAAAGACUACGGCCUGGUCCAGACCCUGGACGAACACUCUUCAUCCAUCACCGCUGUCCGAUUCGCUGCCAAUGACAACAAGGUGAGGAUGAUCAGCUGUGGAGCAGACAAGAGCAUCUACUUCCGUACGGCUCACAGGACAGACGGAGGUACAGAGUUCAGGCGCUCCCACCACGUGGUGAGGAAGACCACUCUGUACGACAUGGAUGUAGAGCCCAGCUGUAAGUACGCUGCUGUGGGCUGCCAGGACCGAUGCAUCAGGAUCUUCAACAUCAGCAAUGGGAAACAGAAGACAUUCUACAAGGGUUCACAGACUGAGGACGGCAGCCUGCUUAAGGUGCAGACUGAUCCGUCUGGUCAGUACGUUGCCACCAGCUGCUCCGAUAAGAACAUCAGCAUCUUUGACUUCCGCUCUGGAGUGUGUGUGGCUACCAUGUUUGGACACUCUGAGAUAGUGACUGGGAUAAAGUUCACCAACGACUGUAAACAUCUGAUCUCUGUGUCUGGGGACAGCUGUAUCUUCAUGUGGCGUCUGGCUCCAGAGCUGACCAUGAGUAUGAGAGAACGUCUUUCCCAACUCAGACGAACCCCCCUCACACCCCCCUGCAACACCUCCACACUCAGGUAAAGGAUUGGAUGGGUGUAAGCAGUAAGGUAACAGUUUCCACAAGAAACCAAGGAGU